AUGGAUGAAGGUUGUUCCCGCAUCCGCCGGCGGGUGUCGGUCCGCAAAAGGAACCGCCGUAGCUUGGAGAGUGUUUUUUCCGCCCCCACCGCGGCCGAGCUUAAGCCCGGCGAUGAGGAGAAGGAUGAGGACGACGAGACGGUGGCUGGGAGCCGGCGGCGAAAAACCAUAGACGUGCAGCCGGUCGAGAAUAUUGACAGUGAAGAGGACAUGUUUGAUGACUAUGAUAGCUUUGCUGAAAACUCUUUUUUAGCUCAAGUUGAUGACCUGGAACAAAAAUAUUUGCAGCUUCCUGAACAUAGGAAACAUGCUACGGACCAUGCCACUGAAGAUCUUUGUUCAGGAAGCAUUAAACACAACACACUCAGCAUUACUACUGUAGGCGACUGUACUGAAUUAAAAAUAGAUGAGCACACGAAGAACCAGAGCGGGCAUGAAGAUGUCUCUAUUGAUCCUGAAGCUGAUGUUUUGUAUGAUAUACCUUCUUCACAGGUUUUAUUCUUUGAAAAUUUAUAUAACUCUUCAGAUGAUUUGGGUGAUCCAUCUACUGAAGAGAGGGAUUGGAACUCAUCCUCUCACAAGGCUGUGAACGAGGAAUUGCCCAUUAAUAACGUAGAGCAACCACAGCAAACUGAUGAAUCCUCUUCUAAAGUCAGAACUAGUUCAGAUACAAAUAGGAGAAAAAGUCUUAAAGAUCAUCUAAAAAAUACCAUGACUGGAAACGCCAAGGCCCAAACACCAGUAUUUUCUAGGACUAAACAGCUCAAAGAGACUCUUCUAUCUGAAGAAAUUAAUGUUGCUAAGAAAACAAUUGAGUCAUCAUUAGAUGACCUUGGUCCUUUUUAUUCAUUACCCAGCAAAGUGAGAGACCUUUAUGUUCAGUUCAAGGGAAUUGAAAAAUUAUAUGAAUGGCAACAUGCUUGCUUAACAUUGAAUUCUGUGCAAGAAAGAAAAAAUUUAAUAUAUUCCUUGCCAACAAGUGGUGGAAAAACCCUCGUGGCUGAGAUUUUAAUGCUGCAAGAACUGCUUUGCCGGCGAAAAGAUGUUUUAAUGAUCCUACCAUAUGUGGCGAUUGUUCAAGAAAAGAUUUCAGGUUUGUCAAGUUUUGGUAUAGAACUGGGUUUCUUUGUUGAAGAAUAUGCUGGAAGCAAAGGAAAAUUUCCUCCAAUUAAAAGAAGGGAAAAGAAAUCACUAUAUAUUGCCACUAUUGAAAAAGGACAUAGUCUGGUGAACUCCUUGAUUGAAACCGAAAGGAUUAACAGUCUGGGUCUGGUUGUUGUAGAUGAGUUGCACAUGAUUGGUGAAGGAAGCCGUGGGGCUAUACUGGAAAUGACUCUAGCAAAAAUCCUCUACACUAGCAAAACAACUCAAAUUAUUGGUAUGAGUGCAACAUUAAGCAAUGUUGAAGACCUACAAGAGUUCCUGCAAGCAGAAUAUUACACGAGUCAGUUUCGACCAGUUGAAUUAAAAGAAUAUCUGAAAAUAAAGGAUGCAAUAUAUGAGGUUGACAGCAAAGCUGAGAAUGGCAUGACUUUUUCACGUCUCCUUAACUAUAAGUAUCCUGAUACUCUGAAAAAGAUGGAUCCUGAUCACUUGGUAGCAUUGGUGACGGAAGUUAUUCCCAAUUAUUCCUGCUUAGUUUUUUGUCCCACUAAGAAGAACUGUGAAAAUGUAGCAGAAAUGAUAUGCAAAAUUUUAAGCAAGGAAUAUCUGAAACACAAAGAGAAAGAAAAACAUGAGGUGAUUAAGAACUUGAAGAAUAUCAGCAGUGGCAACCUGUGUCCUGUUUUAAAGCACACCAUCCCAUUUGGAGUUGCUUAUCACCAUAGUGGUUUAACGAGUGAUGAAAGGAAGCUCUUGGAGGAGGCCUACUCCGCAGGAGUUCUCUGCCUUUUUACCUGCACAUCCACCCUAGCAGCAGGUGUUAACCUACCAGCUCGAAGAGUUAUUUUAAGAGCCCCCUAUGUUGCUAAAGAAUUUUUAAAGAGGAAUCAAUAUAAACAGAUGAUUGGCAGGGCUGGCCGUGCUGGAAUAGAUUCUACUGGGGAAAGUAUCCUUAUAUUGCAAGAAAAAGACAAGAAACAGGUAUUGGAGUUAAUAAGCAGACCAUUGGAAAAUUGUUAUAGCCAACUUGUUCAAGAAUUCACCAAGGGAAUCCAAACUUUGUUUCUCUCUUUGAUUGGUUUGAAGAUUGCAACAAAUCUUGGUGACUUACAUCACUUUAUGAGUGGUACAUUUUUUGGUGUUCAGCAGAAGAUUUUGUUGAAAGAAAGAAGUCUCUGGGAAAUAACUGUCAAAUCGGUUAGAUACUUGACAGAAAAAGGACUCCUACAAAAAGAUACUAUUUUGACAGAAAAAGGACUUCUACAAAAAGACACUAUUCAUGGGUCGGAAGAAGAGUUCCAAUAUAGUUUUCACAUUACAAAGUUGGGACGAGCGUCUUUUAAGGGAGCUAUAGAUUUGGCUUAUUGUGACAGUCUCUACAGAGACUUGAAGAAAGGUCUUGAAGGACUUGUGCUUGAAAGCCUUCUUCAUCUAAUUUACCUAACAACUCCCUAUGAUAUGGCUUCUCAGUGUAACCCUGAUUGGAUGAUAUACUUCAGGCAGUUUAGCCAGCUCAGCCCAGCAGAGCAAAAUGUGGCUGUUCUGGUUGGAGUCUCUGAGAACUUUAUUGGGAAGAAAGCAUCAGGUCAAGCUAUCAGGAAGCUAUCAUGCUUUUUCAGCUUAAUGCUUUUUAGAAGAGUGAUCCAGUACAACAUGCAGAAUCUGUAAUUCUUAUAUCCUUCACUGUGCCACCCUAAGUUCUCAUCUUAAACAUUCUUUUACUAUAGUAAAGAAUAUAAUUUUAUAUUUUAAACCAACUUUUUUCUCUUUAAAAUUCAUCUUUUAUUUCCUCUGAUGUUAAGCAUGAGUUACUCAGUUUCUGAGUUAGCUUAAUAUUAGCUAUGAAAUGCUUUACCCAAAAAAUAAUCACUAGGCACCACAGGCAAAAACACAUAUACAGAAUAGAAAUAGUCAACUACAGGAAGCAUUUUUCUUUCAGUGUUUUAACUUUGGAAACAUUAAUUAUUUAUCAUGACCCUGUGGAAAUCAUAGAAUCUAGUGUUUACUUUGUAAACUUAUUAACAUAUUAAUCUAAACAAAUACGUUUGUCUAAUUUAUAAUCACAGUCACACAUAUAUAUACCACCUAUAAGUACUACAGUAAAUGUAAAGGUUUCCCCAACUCCUUUCCUUCCUGUAUUCUUUCCUAAGGCUACCAUAACAAAUUAGCACAAACCAGGUAUCUUAAAACAACAGAAAUAUAUUCUGGCACAGUUCAGGAGGCCAGAGAUCUGAAAUCAAGAUGCUGGCAGGGCUGUUCCUUCUGGAGGCUCUGAGGAAGAAACCAUCUUGCCUCUCUCCUAGCUUUUGGUGGUUGCAGGCAGUCCUUGUAGAUGCAUCCCUCCAGAGUCUGCCUUCAUUUUCACAUUGCCUUCUCUGUGUCAUUCUAUGUCGUCUCUCUUGUAAGGUAUGACAGUCAUUGAAUAAUGGGCCCUUAAGGGCCCCCUGUACAUCCAGGAUGACUUCAUCUCAAGAUCCUUAACUAAUUACAUGUGCAGAGAUCCUAUUUCUAAACAAGGUCACAUUCAAAGGUACCAGGGGUUAAGACUUGGGCAUAUCUUUUUUGGGGAACAGUUCAACUCACUACACUCCCUAUAGAAGGAACUUUAAAUUGGAAACAGUUUGGCAUAUCUCUUUUUCUACACUCGGAAAAACAGUAAUUUGAACUAAUCUAAAGUACAUUUGUUAGCACUUAGAUUUAUUUCUGUGGAACCAUUCUAUCCUUGCUCUCCUGUGGUACAACUUCAUGCGCUUUACCUUUUGUCCAUUUUGAAUGUAAUGUACAUUUUUUAGCAGGUCCAGUACAU
Molecule: messenger RNA, 3910 nt
Organism: Kogia breviceps (pygmy sperm whale)
Lineage: Eukaryota; Metazoa; Chordata; Mammalia; Artiodactyla; Physeteridae
Source: RefSeq, a predicted model, not a curated record